Molecule: messenger RNA, 498 nt
Organism: Ziziphus jujuba (common jujube)
Lineage: Eukaryota; Viridiplantae; Streptophyta; Magnoliopsida; Rosales; Rhamnaceae
Product: basic form of pathogenesis-related protein 1
Exons: 1
Cellular component (GO): extracellular region
Source: RefSeq, a predicted model, not a curated record
AUGGGGUCAUCAGCAAAGUGCUUAGUAGCCAUGUCCAUGUGCAUGGUACUUAUAACCCAAAUCACCCACGUACAUUCCCGGAAGCUAAUAAACCCCCACCAAGACUUCGUUGACGCACACAACGCCGCUCGAGCCGAGGUGGGUGUGGGUCCGAUCACGUGGAACAACACGGUGGCGGCGUACGCCAAGAGGUACGCCGAGCAGAGGAGGAAGGACUGCAGCAUGGUGCAUUCUGGAGGACCUUACGGGGAGAACUUGGCUUUAGGCUAUCGCUUCAUGAGCGGCGGAGACGCCGUGAGGAUGUGGGUGAGUGAGAAGUCGGAUUACAACUACGCCACCAAUUCGUGUGCAGGAGACGACUGCCUGCAUUACACGCAGGUGGUUUGACGAAAUUCCACUCGCCUUGGAUGUGCCAGGGUUAAGUGUGAUAAUGGUUGGAUGUUUGUCAUUUGUAGCUAUGAUCCUCCUGGAAACUAUUUUGGCCAACUUCCAUAUUGA